AUGAUCACGCGCUACUACCACUCGUACUUCGCCCAUGCGGAGGAGAGGAUUGGCGUGCAGAUCAGGAUGUUCUCCUGGGCAUCCAUCCCCGUCGACGACAUGUACAACCAGAUCAUGGCGUGCUCCCGACAGGAGCACAUACUGCCGGACGUUGACGGCGACGAGGCCAACACGGCGAGCGCCGCGGCCGACGGCUCCAACAAAUCCAAGGCCAUCUUGAUCGCGUCGCUGCAGGGCGAGUACUACGAGAGGAUCAAGUCGACGUACUACGAGAACGCGGCGGAGGGCGGCGGCAGGGUGGGGGUUUUCCAGCCGAGCCACGAGGAGCGGCAGACGAUGGGGCAGCGGUCGCACAACCAGAAGGCGCUGGCGGAGAUCUACCUGCUCAGCUUCUCCGACGUGCUGCUCACCACGGGGAUAUCCACGUUCGGCUACAUGAGCAGCAGCCUCGCGGGGCUGCGUCCCGCCAUGCUCAUGAUCGCCAAGGACCACAAGGUGCCCGAGACGCCGUGCGUGCGCGCCGUGUCCAUGGAGCCGUGCUUCCACAUGACGCCCGAUGUCAGGUGCCAGGGGAAGGCGGUGAACAAGGAGGAGCUGUCUCGGCACGUCAAGGAGUGCGAGGAUGUACCCAAAGGGAUGAAAUGGAUUAAAGGCAUCAAGUUAGUUGAUUAG
Triticum turgidum subsp. durum (durum wheat) is the source of this 672-nucleotide messenger RNA. NCBI's taxonomy places the organism in Eukaryota, Viridiplantae, Streptophyta, Magnoliopsida, Poales, Poaceae. The record is from the annotation of a GenBank genome assembly.